AACACAUUUCCAAAGAUUUUUUAUUCCAAAUAAUCAAUAUUGUUAUAAAGAUAUCAUAUCAGAUACAUAUUUAUACAUAGUAUAUGUAAUUGUUCGUAUUUUUUAGAUAUCGUUGAUUUGAUUGAAACAAUGUUUUUGAAAGAACUUGACAAACACUUGACAAAUAUUUUGAUUAUAGAGAUCAUUUUAAAAAUAGUUAUUGACUAAUAGGAAUUCGGUUAUUGGCUAUUUCGAAACUGCCAAAUUUCCGCCAAUAAAAAAGAAGAGGGUGAAAAGGGAUGAAAGCCAUUCGAAAAUGUGUGGACCAAGGGUUGCUGGUACCGGCAGAACGAGGGAGAGAUGUUUUAUACGAUUGGCUUGAGAAGUCGGCGCAGUUGCCAAAUCUCCACGCGCAGUGGGGAUGAGUUGGUAGUGACGCGCAAUCUGAUUGGCGGAACUCGCGGUGCCGCCUUUCGAGUCUCACGGCUGUCGCACGGUCACACGGAUCCUCAGUUCGCAUUCGGAGGCCCUGCGAGCUACAUCUCUUUGAGAAGGAAAAGAAAGAGUCGACGGGAGCUUUCAAGUUUCCCCCUCCACGGGAUCCGCGGCAAAGAUUCUUCGAUCCGAAAAAGUGCCAAGUUUCUCUCGCACGUACUCUCUCUGUCAUCGGUAUAUACAUAUACACAUAUACGUAAUCGUCUUUCGUUUUCACGGUGAUCUCUACACGUGACAAGCUGAGCAUCGAAGAGGCUCGAAGGCAAGAGAGCGGCGUGCUUGUUCGACGCGAGAGGAGAUAUAUUUCGUUUAUUUGAUCGUUUGAAUUGGUUGAUUUCGCGAAUCUGAUUCGCGUCCUUGUUGAUCUCCUCGUACGCUUGAGAGAAUUGAAACGGGUGUGCUUCCAAUGUAAAUCUACAAGAGCGUAUCGUCGGAGUGGCAGUUUUUGUGUUAUCGAAGUUGGUAUACAUAUUACCACGGUUUUUUCACGAUUAUCACGUACGCUGUUCUGCUCUGAAGAAGAGGGAAAAGAAAAACAAGGCUUAGCCACAGCCGGAUCGCAACUACAUUAAAACUAGCUCCAGUGUGUUUUUGUGCGAAAUCGAAAGAACAUGUCGACUGCCGUCAUGAGCACCCCUAUGUUCGACUGUAGCAGCGAGCACAUAUUUAAGAACGCAUCUGCGAAGGCGAAGGAAGCGACAUCGGGAUCCGCGACAAACACCUCGAGCAACGGUUCGAGCGGGAACAAUGGGGGACACGGGCCACUUCGUCGCUACACCUCCCUGGUAACAACCCUGAUCGAGCAACACCGUAAACUGGAUCGCAGCGCGAGCGAGCCGACCUCCCGGUACAAGACAGAGUUGUGCAGGCCAUUCGAGGAAAGCGGCACCUGCAAAUAUGGCGACAAGUGUCAGUUCGCUCACGGGUACAGCGAGUUGCGCAACCUCGCCCGCCAUCCGAAAUACAAGACCGAGCUGUGCCGCACGUUUCACACGAUCGGUUUCUGCCCGUACGGGCCCCGUUGCCAUUUCAUCCACAACUUCGAGGAGGCUCGGAUCCACAAUCAAAAAGUGAGCGCCCAGCUGGGAUCCACCCAGCCCAACAUAAUAAGCCUGAAUCCUUUGUUGAGCGCGGCGGCGGCCGCGGCCGUGGCCGCCGGUGGAAACGGGUGCAACGGAUCCAACGUGAAUUCGAACAGCAACGUCUCGUUGCUCGAGCAGAUCGUCGCCUCUCCCCAAGUGACGGCGAUCGCCGCCGCGGCCACCACCCCCAGCCUCAUGAGAACCAACUCGUUGAGCUUGUGCAACUCGAGCAACGUGUACAACCCACCGCCAUUGCUCAGAACCAACUCGUUGAGCUUGACGACCAGCCAACACCAUCACCAUCACCAUCACCAUCACCACCAUCAUCAGACCGGUUCCACGAGUGCGAGCUCGGUGAUCGGCGCCACCAGGCCCAAGCCGUUGAAUCUCAGCCCGACCUUCUCGCUCGGCAGCACCGGGGACUCCAUUUCACCGUCGUCCAGCCUCAGUCAGUCGCCUACCAACUCGAUGGCGAGUUUCUUCAGCGACGACUGUAAUCAACAACCGUCCGUGACCAGCCUGCCCACCACGCCGUUCAGUUUUGGCCAGGAUUUCGGCCAACUUCUCGCCACCAGGCAGAGCCCCAGCCCGCGAACCAACAGCGUUUGCAGUCCUUUGGGAUCGGACGAGCUCGCGCCAAGGACGCCGUCCCCAUUGUCGCCCAACGCCGAGUCCAGGCUCCCUGUGUUCAACAGGAUCAGCAGCACUCUCACCGACUUCGACAAUCUUAAGAUCUAAGGGAGCUCUCCUUUCCGACUCCUGGGUCCUUCCACUCUUUGGUAUUUUAUUCUUUUUGUUUUCUUCUUCUUCUUCUUCUUCUUCUUUUUCUUCUUCUAUUGGUACUAGUAAUGCUGUGUCUUCUUCUUUUUUUUUCUUUCUUUUUUCUUUCUUUUUUUUUCUUUCUUUCCUCGCAAUCUUUUUAAGAGAUGUAUGCGCGUACGAGGAUGUUUCGAACAACACGUGCGAAGGAAGAACAAGAGAGAGGACAAACAAAGAGCGUUGGACCCAAAAAUAUAUAUUACUCUAAUUUAAUAAUAUCGAUGGAAAAGACAGGAGAAUGUGUUUUAAGGGAGAGGGACACGGACUCUUCCACCGACUUGAAGAGGUUUUUUUUCUUUUUUCGUCUUCUUCUUCUUCUUCUUCUUCUUCUUCUUUUUAUUCUUUUUACACGCGCGCGCGCGCGCGCAUACACACACAUACACAUACACACACAAAUAUAUAUAUAUAUAUUUUUUUUUAACAUUUAAACUGCAUUUCUCGCGUUAGACGGAUCUUUCCUCUCCGUCAGCUUCUUAUUUAAGCGUUUCUUUUCUGUUCGUAGGACACGUUAGGCAUCUUACUCUCGUUCUUUAAAAAACGAUCAUCUCUUCCUUUUUUUUAUCAUAAUCGUCACGAUUAUAUUAUUAUAUUAUUAUAUAUAUAUAUAUAUUAUUAUCGCUACAAUUUAAUAUUAAUUAUUAACGUUAUCAUUAAUAUCACUAUCGAUAUUGAAUAUCGUUAUAUUAAUCUUAACCGUAUUAAUAGCGUCAGACAUUUUCUGACCAACGGAGCCGUUUUUCAUCUCCUUGCCCGCCCCCCCUCCCAUUAUCAUCGUUUCAUCGUCAUCGUUUCAUCGUCAUCAUUAUCAUCGUUAUCGUCAUCGUCAUCUCUUUUUAUUUUCUUUUACUUUAAGUUUACGCUCGUUUAACGGAAAGGACGAGAUGAUAUCAGCCCGGAUGUCUCGACCUGCUCGUGGGAAUCCUUGAUAUAUACGCGAUUCAACCAUGGAGAAAGGGAAAAAUAUACGGGGAAAAAGGGGGAAAAAAAAACGUAAAAAGAAAAAAAAGAAAAAAAAAUAAUUUAGGAUUCUAAGAUCCGAGAGCAGAAAUAUCGUAUAAAAUAAUAUAUCGUAUAUAUAAUAGAAAUAUUCAGAAACGACAAGGCGAAUGGAAACAGGUCGGAACGAGAGGGACGAGUCCAAGCCUCUACCGAAUUGUGUGACUUCCUUCGAGAAAGUUGUUCUUUGAUCUCUCUUGGACCCAUAACCCCGUGAUCUCGUCUCGUUUCCAUCGUCGUCCAUCCGCUUUGUCCGUUCGCUCUUCCAUUUUGUCUCCUCCGUACACACAAGGAUACUCACGGGAACGAAGCGUUUUUUUUUUUUUUUUAAUUUCGAUCCGGGGCAGGUGAAACGUUGCAAUAUUCCAAAAUGAUAUUUUUUUCUUUUCUUUUUUUUUUUUUUUUUUUUAAUUUCUUCUUCUUUCGUUUUAUUCUUUAAUAAUAAUGUUCGCGUUUUUUCCCUCCGGGAUUAUUCCCCCCUCCCCCUCUCCUUCAUGUUGCGAAAGGACGAGGGAGGGGAAAGUUGUAUUUCGAGAGUGAAAGGGAGACGAGAGCAAGACGCAUGCGAGAGAGAGAAAGAGCGGAAAGCAAGGCGGAUCGAGAGGAAGAGAGAAAGAAAAAUAGAAAGAGUCACAGGCAUAUAUAUAACGUAUAUGUAUAUUUAUACAGAAACGAGUUUUCGUCGCGUUGGUAUUGGAUCAAGUGACGAAACGCGCGAAACGGAUCAAAGAUCAUGCUAUGCAGAUUAAGUGGCUUAAGAACUCCGAUUGUCUUCCAAUGUUAGAACGAGUAAGAGAUUCGUUUGUGUGUUCGUGUGUGCGUGUUCCGUUUGUGCGUAUGAGUAACUUGGACACAGAGCGAAAGAGGAGGGAGAGUGGGAUCGGAUGGUGAGAGCAACGGGACGAGCAAAAGGAAAGAUAAUGAGAGAAAGUGAUACGUUUGUAUGUGUUACGUGUGUAUAUGUGGAAAUUACGUGUCGGGAGACGAAACGUGUCCAUGGGAUGAACGAAAGUGCGUUUAAAAAAUAAGUUACGCGAUAUUGGAUAUUUUUGUAAAGAAGGAUUCGGUCAGGGCUUUCGAUCGUCACGAGACGAACUUUUGUUAAAGACGAUGAGAAAAAGAGAGAGGGAGAGAGAGAGAGAGAGAGAGAGAGAGAGAGAUUUGCCUUCAGAAUUCGUUUAUUUUUUACUUCGAGACUUUUAUUCUCGAUUUACUUUUCAUUUUCUGAUUUAUCGGACUGAAGAGAAUCUUAUCGGAUUUAUCGUAGUUUGAUAUUGAGCAUUUCGGUUUUUUUUUUUUUUUUUACCAUUCUUCGCUUUUAUCCGUUCUCUUCUACGUUUUCGUUUAAUCGAUUCGGUCGAAAGUGUGAGGUAGAGAAAAUGGAGAAAAGUGGUAUUUCUUCUAUUCAUUUUUACCGAAAGAUAGGACAAUCGAAUUAAUUAAUAAGAAAUUCUAACGAUAACGUCCAGAGAACCAAUUUUUCCCCACGAGUUAUCUUGUCCAAAAGAAAGCAAAUCUCUGUAAGAAAAUUUGAUUAUUUAUCGUAGUUUUAACGACUUCAAUAGCAAUCGAAAUAAUUUUAUGUUAGAGAAUAUCGAUGUUAGCUUCCUUAAUGGUGCCUUAAAUGCGUGCCUCAUCGAUAAAUAAAUGAACGAUGAACGAGUAUUUGAUUAAAAAAAAAAAAAAAAAGAAAAAAAAGGGAAAAAAGAAAAAAAAAGAAAAAAUAAUAAUUGGAGUGUGAUAGAAAGAGAGAGUGAGUGGGAGAGAAUGAAAGAGAUAUCAUCAAUUUCGUGGUAUAUAUAUAUAUACAUAUAUAUUUACAUUGUUCUUUCCCAUAAAAAAAUGUGAUAUGUAACUAUUGCAAUAGAAAUAUUAACUAUUAUUAAAGAAAAGAAAUCUAUUAUAGAGAGAGUGCGAGUCAAGGAGAGAGAGAUAUAUCGAGCGAAAGUGAGAGUAUGGUCAGAGGAAUGAGGCGGCGUAAUUUCGUGAGUGCUUCCAUCUAGCGGGGGAAGAAAUUAUUUUUCGUAUCCCAAAGACAUUCGAAGGAAAUGAAACAAUUGCACCAAUCAAUUCUUAAUUUUUGGUGUAUAUUCAAUAUAUAUAUAUAUAUAUUUAUUAAUUAUUAUUUUUCUCCCCUUUUUUUUAAAAAAAAUACGAAUUCGAUGCAAUCUUUGAGAUUUUAAUAUAUCGGAUCGAUUUUUUUGGCGAAAAAAAAUAUUUAUUUCCGCCGCGCGUCGCUUCAAACCGAGAAUGUCGAGAGAGAGAGAGAGAGAGAGAGAGAGAGAGAGAGAGAGAGAGAGAGACAAAAACGAGACAAAAAAGAAAAGUGCCUAAAUGACGUAGUUUUUGAAAAUCGAAUACAUCUUGUAUAUAUGCACAUCAUACACUCUUAUGCUAAAACAAAAUAUGUUUUCAUUUAAUUUAUACUUGAAACAAAUAUUAUUAUAGAUUUAGUUUAUUAUUAUUAUUAAUAUUAUUAUUAUUAUUAUAUUAUUAAUAUAAUUAUUUUUAUUAAUAAUUAAUUAUUAACUAUUAUUAUUUUAUAUUAUAUUAUAUAUUAUUAUUAUUAUUAUUAUUAUUAUUAUUGUAUUCAUAGCAUUGUACGCCUCGAUUGCAUACGAAGUAGGUGAUCAUUUACUUCGACGAACAGUACGGCACAUCCAUUUAAUAUUAUCUUCAUUAUAUUAUUUAUCUGGCUGAUCGUUUCUUUUUUCUUUUUAUUAUUAUUAUUAUUAUUAUUAUUAUUAUUAUUAUUAUUAUUAUUAUUAUUAUUAUUAUUAUUAUUAUAUUAUUAUAUUAUUAUAUUAUUAUUAUUAAUAUUAUUAUUUUUUUUGUUUCUUUUGCCUUUUUGUAAAACGAUGCAAUCAAUUGCUAGUGCAGUCGGUUGCUUCGAUGAUCGUCGUUCAAAACUCCGAACUAAAGUCAAUUAAUGCCGUGUCUUAUCUAAUAUAUAUAUAUAUAUAUCGUCGCAGAUUAUCGUGGCCCUAUAUAUACAUUAUAUUAUGCUAUUAUUAUUAAUAUUAUUACUAUUGCUAUUACUAUUACUUUUGCUAUUACUUUAUAUCAUUAUUACCAUUGCUGCUACCACUAUCUAUUAUCGCACUAGUGUUAAUCCAGCAUUACCGUCAUAAAUAUUUACCAUUAUUGUCAUCGAUCAUAUCUCCGUUUAUUACCAUGAUUCUGUGUCGAGAAACGCGAAGGUUCUAUCCCUUAAAUCCCUUACAUUUUCGAACUCGUGACGAGUUCAACUUUUGUACAUCUAUUAUUUAAUGAAUGCAUUAUUUAAUUCCUUGCCAUAACACACACGCACUCUUCCGUUUCUCUCGUGCCCCUGCGAAACGACACGCGCGAUAUAGUCCCCUCGCUGCCAGUGACCAGCCAUAUACUGACAAAGUCUCGUUCCUCUUUCGAUCUAGACAUUUGGAUCGUAAAAAUUCAGAAAUUACAAUAGAUGAUACGAUAGAUAGAUAAAAAUUUAAAAGUUUGAAAAAUUGUAAAGAAGAGGAUAAUUCUUCCAUAAAUUGGAGAUAUUCUCGUUCAGUUCGCGAGUCAUCAUUCACUUGUACUCGUUGUCAGAAGAGAACUCUUCGCACAUAAUUUACGCACGACGCGAAAUGAGACGACCAAUCUCGAAGCGAGUGGACGUUUUAGCUGGUUCUGUGCUACGGUAACCAGGAAAGGGAUAACGUAGCAGGGAGAGCCAUCUAUAGAGGGGGCGAGAGUAGUAUAGAGAGAAAAGAACGCGUUUACCAGACGCGGAGAGUGAAAGUUCCCUCGAGUUUCUUCGUCGCUCGGAACGAGAGAUAAAAAGAUGCGUAGGCACAGAUGGUGGCACUGGUGGAGGGGGGGUUAUGGAGGCCUAUGUUCCACGCGCGUUCUCCAAAACGAAACCAAGCGUUAUACUAUACACCACCGUGUAAUACACGUACAAGUUCACGUUUGUCUCUCGCGGCCAAACGGGAAGAGGCACGACGAACUUUUCGAGUUCUCUUCUCGUGUCGCGAGAGAUCCGCGAUUAUAUUCGCACGACGAUGAAAGAAGUAGCGACGGCACAUUUUUUCAAAAGCGUCUCGCGAUGCCACCGAGUCUCUUUCGUCGUGUUCUGCCAUCUUUGUUAUUAUAUCGUUAUUUAUAUAUUAUUACCAUUCUUUUCCCGCCUAUUUUUUGUUUUCGUAGAAAAGUGGCCGAAGAUUUCUCUCUUUUGAACUUUUUCUUCUUCUUUUUUCAUAAGUUGUGAUUUUGUUCGACCACUUGAGAGAUAAAUUUAUUUAUUUAUUUUUUUUCUUUUUAGUUUUGCAUAAUCAUAGCCGAUGAGUUUUGAGUACGAAGAAAUACUUGUGUAAUUUUUAUUGUAGUUUUGAAUUUGUGUUUACAAGAGACAACAUAUAAAUAUUUCUUGAUUGAACGUUUUUUUGAAUAUGUAAACAAUUUUUAUUUUUUUUGUAAUUUAAAGAUUGUUUUAUAAAAUCAUUUUUCAUUGAUAAAAAUUACUGAAAAAUUUAUGAAAUGUAAAAUGUAAAAAAAAAGUUGGUCGUUAAUUUUUUAAAAAAAGUUAAAGACGCGAAACUUUUUUGUUUAAACAUUUCUUAAAUUUUACAUUUUUUUUUUCACAGAAUCUUAAUAUAAUACAGAAUCUUACAAGAAAAAUAUUUUUAUGUUAAGGAUGAAAACGUACUCAAUUUACACGUUAAUUUCUAUAUUUAUUUUUAUUCUCAUAUUCCACAACUUAAAAAUAUGUAUUCAAUAAUCCUCGAGAAGAAACUCGACAAUGAUUUAUAAAGAAAUUCACAGAAUUGAAGAAUAUACAUAUAUAUAUAUAUAUAUAUAUAUUAGGAUAUUUAAUUUAUUUAUGAAUUUAUAGAAAUAGAUCGAUUUCACUUGCAUGGAGGCAACGUAAUUGUAUACUUUGCAUACGUGCUAUUUAUCAAUCAUUUUUUUCUUCAUUUUUCGUUCCAAAUCAUUUUUUAUUUUUCUUUCUUUCUUUCUUUUUUCCGAAUGGAACGAAACAAUGUACAAUAGGAAGGAACACUCUUCAAUUCGAACACAAUCUUCAUCCAAACACGCUUCUUUGAAUUCAUCCUUACCGUGUAUUCGCACGUUUCUUCUUUUAUUUACAUUGUACACUUACAAACUUAGCUGUAAAUAUCGAGUUUAAACGAGCACGAAUGAGCACAAGAAAGAAAGGGAGUUUUUUUAGUUGAUUAGUGCAAUUAAUAUUGUUAUACCUAUUUAUUCGAAUCAUUUUACAGACAGAUUCUUACACGUAGUAGACACAAACACGCGUGUAAGUUAGUUUUCUCAUAUUUUUCGUUUCCUUUUUUUAUCAAAGAAGCGUAUUGUACAAUUCUUCCAAGAAUUCACGGUUUUUUUUUUCUAUUCCUUCCUUCGUAUAUAAAUAUUUAUCUAUCCCUAUUUUGUCACUCGUAUGUGCAAGCAAAAUAUAAAUAAAAAAGCAAUCUCCUGUUUGAUCGAGAUAUAAUGAUGAAGCGGCAUUAACGAGACUCGGUCGCGGUAGCGAAACGACGCUAAUUUUUCGUACCCUCCUGUUAUAGACUUGACAACUUAUAUAUAUAUAUAUAUAUUAAAAUAUAAUAUUAAUAAUAAAAUAAUAUACUUUACGUUACGUCUUUUUUUUAAUUUAAUAUAUUUAUUUUUUUUCAAUCAAGUAUUUAUAUAUUUAUACAAUAUUUUAUACAACGUUCUUCACAGAUACACGCUAUAUAUAUAUAUAAAAAUAUAUAUAUUAUAAUAUAAAUAUGUAUGUACGUAACAAGACGCGUUACGGCGAAUAUUGUAAUGUGACAGGUCGAUCUCUUGGCUCUCAGAGGAAAACCGAUACGAUCACUCUAGCAAACCCUUAAGAUCCUUUAUCUCUUAUAACUAUUAUUAUUAAUAUUAAUAUUAUCAUAUUAUUUUUUUUUUAUCAUAUAUUUUCUUCCAUUUCUCCGAGACCAGCCUAAGAAACGUAUUUCUCUCCCCCCUUCCCCCACCUUUCCUCUUUUUUUUUCUUGCCCCAUGGGGACGUUAUCUAAUUCCUGAUUCCGGGAUUAGAUGUGCCGAACCAACAGGUGGUGUGCAAAUCCCAUCCCCAAAAAAUACAAAAAAUGGAAAAAAAGAAAAAAAGAAUUAAUUAACGACGAAAGUGUGUAUACUUAAUUUCUCCUUGUGAUACAUACGAGCAUCGAUUUUCGAGAUCGAUGGUCGUUCGAGAAAAAUAUUUUGCGCGGGAGAUAUAUUAUUAUGUAUCAUGUUCGACGAAAGCGAGAGAGCGAGAGAGAGAGAGAGAGAGAGAGAAAGUGUGAGCACGCGCGCGAGAGAGAGAGAGACAAUUAGCGAUACGUACUAAGAGAGAACGAAAUGCGAUUUUUGGGAGCCAAUUGAUAGGCUGGCGGAAGUCGUUCGGACCGGACAUACGUUAUCGCGUAUACGCUCCAUCAGAGAUUCGCCGUGAAAUCUUCCUUUCGUCGCGUUCGUCGGCCAUGUACGUCGGCCAUCUUUUUCCGCUGGUCGACACGAUUCAAACAACAAAUUGUGUAUAAAUUUAUUUUAACUCGAUCGUGAUUUCGAUAUUUUUCCAAUCGUUUCGAACCAGAUUUCACGGGGAUGAUCCAAGGUUGUUUUUGUUUUUCUUUUUUUUCUUUUUUCCUCCCCCUCCCCUCCCCCUCCCCUCACUUUUCUUCGACGAGAGAGCGUUGGUCGCGACACAAAAAAACGUGAUACACAGCUCGAACGACUUCGGUCUAAUCCACAAUGGGACCACAAAGGUGAUAAAUGCACAUAGAGUUUCGUUGAUUAGAGGAAUGGCGAGCCUUGAAAAAUAAAGAAAAAGGAAAAUAUGGGUCAUCGGUUACGAGGAGCGAUGUUCAUCUUUCGAUUGGAGGAGAAGGAGAAUUUUUAUCCGGGAUUUUUCUGCUCGUAAAAAACGUAAAAAAAAAAAAAACGAUUUUGUUCGGUUGAUGAAUUGCACGAUUGAUUUUUUUUCGAUUUCUAUGAUUUUUGUUUUUUCCAUCCUUCCUUCCUGUUUAUCGCUCCUCCAUGUGGAACGUGAACAUCGAUCUGCGCGAGACGACCCCUUUUUUUUUUGUUUCAUUUACCGAAAAAACACACGAAUGAAGAAAAUUAGUAGUUUGAUAAGUAUUGCCAACAAUACACUAUCUAUUUAAUACAUUUUAUUAUUACAAAAUAA
Messenger RNA from Apis cerana (Asiatic honeybee), 10557 nucleotides. RefSeq names its product Tis11 zinc finger protein (gene Tis11). The record is from RefSeq and is a predicted model, not a curated record. Gene Ontology annotation, molecular function: mRNA binding; metal ion binding. NCBI's taxonomy places the organism in Eukaryota, Metazoa, Arthropoda, Insecta, Hymenoptera, Apidae.